Zophobas morio is the source of this 3367-nucleotide messenger RNA. RefSeq names its product AP-3 complex subunit beta-2 (gene rb). The transcript has 12 exons. Gene Ontology annotation, biological process: intracellular protein transport; vesicle-mediated transport. NCBI's taxonomy places the organism in Eukaryota, Metazoa, Arthropoda, Insecta, Coleoptera, Tenebrionidae. The coding region runs from base 106 to 3150 and encodes 1014 amino acids. The record is from RefSeq and is a predicted model, not a curated record. Gene Ontology annotation, cellular component: membrane coat; AP-3 adaptor complex.
UAGAAAUUUUGUUCGCAGUGUAGAUGGACGUGUCAUCUUUGCAAUUUCUAUGUUUUGAGCAAUUUUAAUGAUAUUUUUAAUUGUUAAAAAAAUUUAUCAUCAAUUAUGUUGACUUCGUCUCAUGUUUCCAACAAUGGUUCUUAUUCUAAUGACCGGGGGGCUGGAUUUGAGACCGAGUUUGCGGUCGAUCCAGCCUCCGGAGGAUUCUUCCAUACAGAUUUCAAAAAGCACGAUGACCUCAAAGAAAUGCUUGAUUCUAAUAAAGACAGCCUCAAAUUGGAAGCAAUGAAAAGAAUCAUUGGGAUGGUUGCAAAAGGUCGAGACGCGUCUAUGCUUUUUCCAGCUGUUGUUAAGAACGUCGUUUCUAAAAACAUUGAAGUCAAGAAGUUGGUUUAUGUGUAUUUGGAAAGAUAUGCUGAAGAACAGCAAGAUUUAGCUUUACUUUCGAUUUCUACGUUUCAGAGAGCUUUAAAAGAACCUAACCAACUGAUCAGGGCAGGAGCGUUGCGGGUUUUAUCCAGUAUAAGGGUCAAAAUGAUUUCACCCAUCGUCAUGUUAGCAAUACGAGACGCUUCGUCCGACAUGUCGCCUUAUGUGCGCAAAACCGCAGCACACGCCAUCCCCAAAUUAUAUGGUUUAGACAAUGAACUUAAAUCCGAACUGGUUACCAUCAUCCAGAAACUCCUCGCGGACAAGACGGUCCUCGUCAUCGGCUCGGCCGUGAUGGCCUUCACUGAAGUUUGCCCCGAGCGCGUCGACUUAAUUCAUCAAGUGUAUAGAAAACUGUGUGCCUUGCUCGUCGACGUGGACGAAUGGGGUCAAGUGACCAUCGUCAACAUGCUGACUCGCUACGCUCGCAUGCAGUUCGCCGACCCUAACCUACACGAACAUGGCGAUGACUCGGACCGUCCGUUUUACGACUCAGGGUCCGAUUCCUCCGAGAAGCCCGCCCCCACUCUCGACCCCGACCACCGCCUCUUGUUGAGAUCCACCAGGCCUCUGCUGCAAUCGCGCAACGCCGCCGUCGUCAUGGCGGUGGCGCAGCUGUACCAUCACGGCGCCCCCAAGAGCGAAAGCCUCUUGGCGGCGAAGGCUAUGGUUCGGCUUCUGCGGUCGCACGUGGAGGUCCAGAGUGUGGUUUUGAACGCCAUUGCGUCGAUUAGUGCGCAGAAUAAGGGGAUGUUUGAGGCGUACUUGAAGAGUUUCUUCGUGCGGACUUCCGAUCCGACGAAUAUUAAGUUGUUGAAGCUUGAGAUUUUGACGAAUCUGACGACGGAUUCGAAUGUUUCGAUUAUUUUGAGAGAACUGCAGACUUAUAUUUCUAAUAGUGAUAAGAAGUUUGUUGCGGCGACGAUUCAAGCGAUUGGGAGGUGUGCCUGUUCCAUUAAUGAAGUUACGGAUUCUUGCCUUAACGGAUUGGUGUCGCUGUUGUCAAAUAGAGAUGAGGCUGUUGUUGCUGAAAGUGUAGUCGUCAUUAAGAGGCUCCUUCAAACACAAGCUGCCGACCCGAAGGAAAUUAUCACUCAUAUGGCGCGACUUCUCGAUAGUAUAACUGUUGCGCAAGCGCGAGCUGCCAUUUUGUGGCUGCUUGGCGAACAUUCCCAAAAAGUGCCGCAUAUUGCACCCGAUAUUCUUAGGAAAUUAGCUAAAACGUUCUCUGACGAGCAUGACAUAGUUAAAUUACAAGUGAUGAAUUUAGCCGUGAAACUGUACAUAACAAACUCGGAACAAACUUCGCUUUUAUGUCAAUACAUUUUUAAUUUGGCGCGUUAUGAUCAAAACUACGACAUUAGAGAUAAAGCAAGAUUGCUUAAGCAAUUUAUCCCUAGACAAGAAGGAAAAAUCACUUCCUACGCAACAAGAAUUUUCCUAGCGAGUAAACCGGCACCGUUAUUACAGUCACAGUUCAAAGAUCAUGAAGACUUGCAAUUAGGUUCACUGUCGCAUUACAUCAAACAGAGAGCAACCGGUUAUGAACCUCUUCCACCUUUCCCUGAACACCCGCCACCUAGUGACGUCAGAAACGUCGAACCAAUCGUAACAACUGAAGAUUCCAAACCGUAUAAAAAAUCGGAUAAGAAGAGCAAAGACAUGUUUUUGUGGGAAUCUGGGAGUUCGCGUGGUGCUAGUAGCAAUAACACUUCUGGAAGCGAAGAUUCGUCGAGUAGUAGCGAAAGUACGAGCGAAGAAAGUGAUAGUCAGUAUGAAGAAGAAUCAUCAAGUGAAGAAAAAUCGGGAACUAAAUCGUCUAACUCGAGCUCCAGCGAAGAAUCAAGUGAAGAAGAAAGUGAAGAUGAAAGACCUAAGCACGAAAAAUCGCAAAUAUCAAGACCAGAGCCGCCAAAACCAAAGUCGAAUUUAGAUUUACUGCUAGAUUUAAGCGAUCUUGAUAGUUCUAUUCCUGUGAUGACACCAUCCCUGGGUGGGUUUUUGACUCCAAGUACCAUAGUCAGCGUCAACCCAUUACUCAUUGAAAUAAUUCCCGCAAUCUACACUCACACUAAAUCAAUGGAACUAAUUAAUAAAAUCAACGGCAGAGGAUUAUCAGCUAUCUAUAGGUUUACAAGGUCACCACAUAUAUUAUCCCCCAGUAUGGCAAACAUCAACAUCAUGUUCACUAAUAACAUUAACGAAGACAUAACGGACAUCCGACUCGGCAAAAAGAACUUGGGUAUGGACAUGUCAAUUUACGACUUCGCAAACAUCCCAAAGUUGCCGCCAAAUGGGUGUUUGCCAGCAACUUUAGGGAUCGAUUUUAACGAUACUAUACAAUCUGCGAAUUUCGAAAUAGUGUGUUCAUUAGGAAACUUUACUGUAUGCGUGAAACCGACAAUAGGCGAACUGAUCCGACCCAUAAAAAUGGAAAACGUCGUUUUCUAUGAAAAACAAUCAAAGUUGGGCGGGAUGAACGAGCAUGUUGGGCAUGCAAAGUGUGUUAAUAAUGUUACAGAGAAGGUGUUAGAGUGUACAAAUUUGGGCGUUUGCGGUAACCCGGAUGGUGAUACGUUGAGAUUCGCGGGUCAGACGCUGAAAUCGUCGAAUUUAAUUUUGGUUACAAUUACAAAUCAAGAAACGAUUAUAGUUAAUUGCGAAAAUAUGGUGUUCGGGUCCGUUCUGCUCAACGAACUGCUACACAACUUGAAGACAUAAUCUCAGCUUAAACAUAUAUGAAACAUUAUAUUCUUACCUUAUGUACUUUUUUUUUUGUAACGAGAAAUACUUAAAACAUAAUGUGCACCAAGUAGCCGCUUACAGUUCUAGAGCUUCCUUUGUCGAGUGAAUAUUAUGUUAUUUGUAUUUUAUGCACAUGUAAAGUUCAACUUGUUUUUUAUCCUUUCAAAUAAAUAUCUAAUUGAAUUUUUUGAAA